CAUCAGCUUCUUGACGUUUCCUGCUCGCGAGAUCACCAAGUUUACCCAGAUAUCUACCGAAGCCGCGAUUCAACCGAUCGCGGAUUCACGCCGCUCCCGCCUUCAGAUGGCUUCCGACGAACAUCACGAACUUCACAGUUUGACCCAGACCUCCCCCACUCCGCCGCCGCCGCCGCAACCCCACGAUCACCAUCACCACCAGAAGAGCCACGAACACGGCCACACCCAUGACCACAGCCAUCAACCGACACCAACAACAACAACCACCGCCGACACUUCAGCCCUCACGUCGUCUAUCCCCGCGACAGAAGUCAUCCAUCAUGACCUCCAAGCCCUGCAAGCUGCCUCCGCAGCUCCAUUACCACCCACGAGCAACGACUUAGCCCAGCAAUAUGCCCAAUCUGCUGCGCUGCAGAUGGGCGAGCCGCAGUUCUCUCCGUCACUUGAGAAUUCCGUCCUCGCAGCUCCAGUCCCUGGAGACCAUGCGCCGCAAAAGGUCACACGUCUCCGCCGCGCCUGUGAUAUGUGUAGUCAGCGCAAGGUUAAGUGCGACGAAUCAGGCCCACCAUGUAAGCCGUGCGCAGAUCUCCAGGUCGAGUGCACCUUCAGACGGGAAAUGAAACGACGUGGUCCUCCCAAUAAGCAUGCCGAAGCCGCCAGAGCCGCGAAGCGCCACCAGCUUGAGAACGGCUCACCAAUACCGCACAUACCACCCAUACCACACAUACCGCAUAGUCCCGCCAAUAACGUGAUACCUGUGAUACCUGUAGCGCCGGCAGAUGGCCCUGUUGCGCUUGAUGCCGAAGCUAUAGCGCCAUUGCCCGUCUUGCAGCCGUUAGUCGACGACUUCUUCACCUAUCUCCACCCCCUUAUGCCCUUUCCGCACGAGCCCUCAUUCCGUCAGGCGUUUGCAAACCGAGCCGAUCGGAUGAAUCGCGAGUUCUUGGCGCUAUUGGCCAGCAUGGUUGGUGUGUUGGUCGCAUCUUUCCCUCGCAGCGCUCGCGCCCAUCUCAAGGCUCAUCAUAGUACUGGACUUUUUCCGACGGCAAUUUCCAUGAUAGACCAUUGUCGCUCUAUCGCCCUGGAAGCACGGGGCACCGCCUUCAUGACGAAACAAGAGAUGAGCGUUGACGACGCUGCCACCAGCUACUUCUUAGGUCUGGCAGCCGGGUAUACCUUACAAUGGAAGCCAUGUAGACGCUUCUUAGCUGAGACCAUGUCAUUUUGUAGAGAGCUAGGCACACUUCGCCCACGAGACCUAUCUAGUUCAGGUGGAUAUUUACCUGAUCUUGCUGCGGCAGCAAACUCGAUGGCGAACAAGCCAGUCGAUCAUAUUAAAGAUCAGAUAAGUAAACGGAUUUUCUGGGUCAUGGUCGCUGGCAUUCGAUCAAUGAGCCAAUUAGGAGCCUCUAUCAACGAAUUACCUUUACCUCCGCCAACGACGCAGGAACCAUACCCAGAACAACCCGUUGAGGUUGAUGACGACUAUAUAACUUCCGAUCAGAUCUUACCGCAGCCCGAGGGUACCAUAUCCCUCAUCACUGGGUUCAACAGGAACAUCCGCAUUUACAUGACAAUGAAUGAAUUGAUCGGUGUGGAGAUGUGUUAUGGCAUCAAUUUCUUCGACUGGAAUGCCCAGAAGAACAUCAUCAGUAAUGGCCUUGUGUCAGCUAAGCAGACAAUAGAGGAUCUUCCUGAGCCUUUACAAAUUGCUAAAGGCGAGUCUGACCAGAACAAUGCGUCAGAGCUAGAUCAGGGAGAAAUGAAAUAUUGUCUACCUCAUUUCCCCGAGUCUCAAGCUGAGAACGAUCUUCGGCGGGCGCUCGAGAUUGAACCCCUAGAACGACGCCAGCUGCAAUCAGAAAUACAAAAGGCUAAUAUACAUGCCUCUCAACUUGCGACACGGUCGUAUUUUGUGGAGCGCUAUCUCAACCUUCGGGGGGCUCACUAUGAAAACGCGGAAGCCGCGAAGGAUGACAAGGACAAACUGGUAGCCCAGGAACGAGAAUCAAUCGUACAAGAUCUGUUUGCCGUUUUGACGUCUAUCAGCCAGCGAAAUCUAGAGCCAAAUGGGCAGUCAAUCAUCAACAAGAUUCGGCAGGUUGCUAGCACGCUAGUAGAGGGUGCCUCGGAACAUAAGGGUCCCGUCGCCACUAAAGCCGAGGACUACCUCAACAGGUUCAUUGAAAUCCUAGUUAAACUCGAGAGAUCUGGAACAGCCGCCGUAGUCGGUGCACAGGACGAAGAAGAAGAGCUCAGAAAUUGGGCCAGCCUUCGAGAAUGUCAAGUACAAUUCGUCUCAUCCGGGGGUUUCCUGAGUGGCGAUUUGUAGUUCGGGGGCUACUCCCCAGCACCGGCGCUCUUUCAACAUAACCGUAAUUGUAAUAACAUAUUCGCUGUACAAUACUGGUGGCGUAGCGGAGGGUUUGAUUAGGGCUCCGGCUUACCAUACAAUAGGAGUUCUUGCCAGGAGAUCGAUACCAAUAACUAAAUUUGCUUCAAAUUCGACUUGAUUGUUGCCCUACCGUUAAUUAUGAAUGUGAGGUGAGAUUGCAGGGACGCGAUUCGACUCAGGCUAUCCGAGCUAUUAUCUGCGGAAAACAAAGGUCUUUGGGACCGUGGGAGACGAAGAAUUCGUGGUUCAUAUCAAUUGCGAUGCUUAUUUACUAGUGUGCCGGACAAUAUAGCCUGUACAAAAUAUGUACAUGAAGUCUAGGACAUAAUGACAGUCAGGGUCCUCCACCAACAGCCCCUCUGGCAUAGCGAAUGACGGAACUAGAAAGGUUGUCUACUUCAAAAUAGGUAGCAAGACUGCCUGACCUUUGAGUC
This is a messenger RNA of Xylaria bambusicola, 2829 nucleotides long. RefSeq lists its product as uncharacterized. The record is from RefSeq and is a predicted model, not a curated record. NCBI's taxonomy places the organism in Eukaryota, Fungi, Ascomycota, Sordariomycetes, Xylariales, Xylariaceae. The transcript is spliced from 3 exons. The coding region runs from base 107 to 2332 and encodes 741 amino acids. Gene Ontology annotation, molecular function: zinc ion binding; DNA-binding transcription factor activity, RNA polymerase II-specific. Gene Ontology annotation, biological process: regulation of DNA-templated transcription.